This is a messenger RNA of Corticium candelabrum, 882 nucleotides long. Its product is annotated as collagen triple helix repeat-containing protein 1-like. Lineage: Eukaryota; Metazoa; Porifera; Homoscleromorpha; Homosclerophorida; Plakinidae. The record is from RefSeq and is a predicted model, not a curated record. The coding region runs from base 33 to 731 and encodes 232 amino acids. The transcript has 3 exons.
AGUUGAGAAAAGCCGACACCGAGGAGAGAGUGAUGAUGGCAUCUCUGUACAUCAGCGCUGCGUUUUUCGUUUCUUUGCUGUUGGCAGUAGCAGCUCAGUCAUCGACAAGCACACCAGCUAACGACAAAUGUUGCAGCGGAGUUCCGGGUUUUCCUGGAUCUCCUGGAAGAGAUGGUAGAGAUGGAAGAGAUGGAACAAGAGGUGAGAAAGGUGAAAAAGGUGCGAGUGACAAAAUUGGUCCUCGAGGAUCAAAAGGAGCUAUGGGAAUACAAGGCAGUAAAGGAGAUUUGGGAGGAAAAGGAGAAAAGGGAGAGGCGACUCGGCAAGUAAACUGGAAGCAAUGUGUGUGGAAGAGUAGUGAUGGCAAAGACUCUGGACUUAUUCGGGAAUGUCGCUUUAAGAAAAAGCACGGACACACUGCACUGCAUGUGGCAUACGGAGGAAAUCUGCGUAUCAAUUGUGCCAAUUGUUGUUCUCGUUGGUUCUUUACAUUCAAUGAUCAAGAGUGCACGGGACCCAUGGCAAUCGACGCAGUAUAUUAUACUCGUGCAGUUAACGACAUUCAUCGUCACAGACAAAUCGAAGGUUACUGCGAGAACAUUCCGGCCGGUGACGUCAGAGUUGGUUUCCAUGUUGGACAAUGUUCCGGUUACGGUGUGGCUGAUGCUCACUCUGGCUGGAACUCCGUAUCUCGAAUAAUGAUAGCAGAGAUGCCACCAGCUGAACAGUAACUUUGGCGACUUCAAACGAAGUCUUUACUUUUGCGUAAAGCAUUUCUAAGUUUUGCAAGACUUACUAUCUAGGCAUUUAUGUGCAAUGUAUGCGAGAACGUCUUCCCGCGUUGCUAGACAUAUACUCUAACAAUAAAUAACUAGAAAGUUA